CUGAAUAAGACGUUCAAUAUGUCUAAGCUGUUUGUAAUAGUUAUGGUUGCCACGUAUUGGGUUUAUUUUAUACAUAGUGAAGUCGUAAAAAGGGAAGUAUGUAAGGAAAACGAAAUCAGCGUAGAAUGCGCGCACUGUGGGCCGAAAACAUGUGAAGACUUGGGCCACCCUAUACCUUGUGGGGGGGCCACAUCACUGUGCAGACCGGAAUGCGUGUGCAUAGAUGGGAUGGUACGCGACACUAACGGGACUUGCAUACCGAAGAAGGACUGUUCAAGUUGCGCAGGAGACUUUAAUGCGACAUCAGGUUGUGGUAACCAUUGUGGGAGAUCCUGUUCAGACUAUAAGGAAGUGAAUAAGACCUGCUAUAGCGGCUGUCGGUACAACAGCUGUGAUUGCAAACCUGACUACGUGUACCAUGAUGGAUUGAAGAUCUGCGUAUUGCCUGAAGACUGCUGAAAAAUUUUUCUUCCACAAACUCCGAAUGAAGAAUUCCGGGAACUUGGGAAUUUGGAGUGGAAAAUAUUGAAGAAUGAAGUUCUACCCUCGGAUGUAAUUAAGGGAUAUUGUAAUGAAGACUGACCAGCUAAGUAAGAAUUGUAUAAAAUAAAUCUUAAGCUAAGAAAAAUAAACGC
Spodoptera exigua (beet armyworm) is the source of this 635-nucleotide messenger RNA. The record is from the annotation of a GenBank genome assembly. NCBI's taxonomy places the organism in Eukaryota, Metazoa, Arthropoda, Insecta, Lepidoptera, Noctuidae.